UGCUACAGUUUGCGUGUUUUCUGACACAAGCUCCGGAGGAGAAGAGCGGCGCGGCUGUGAAACUUGUGUCCGAUUGGAGUGACGGGGACGCCGGCGGGUGACCCGGUGAAGCCCGGGGCUCGAACAUGGGCCUCCUGGCGAGGAUACGAAAGGAGUGGUUCAUCAUCGGGAUCGUGCUGGUCAUCUUAUCGGCCAAACUGCAGCCAAGCGUCGGUGUCAAAGGAGGUCCGCUGAGGCCAGAGGUCACCGUCGCGUACUUUGCCGUCUCGCUCAUCUUCUUCAACAGCGGCCUGUCGCUGAGGACGGAGGAGUUGACCAGUGCGUUGCUUCACUUUCGCCUCCAUCUCUUCGUUCAGUCGUUCACGCUGGUUUUCUUCCCGCUGGCCGUGUGGCUGCUGCUCAGAGUGCUGGAGCUGACGCCCAUCGACCAAUGGCUGCUCAAAGGGUUACAGACGGUGAGCUGCAUGCCUCCUCCAGUCUCCUCCGCUGUGAUCCUCACUAGGGCUGUCGGUGGUAACGAGGCUGCGGCCAUCUUUAACUCAGCGUUUGGAAGCUUCUUGGGAAUCGUGGUGACUCCAGUUCUGCUGCUGCUGUUUCUCGGCUCGUCAUCCUCUGUUCCCUUCUCCUCCAUCUUCUCUCAGCUCUUCAUGACUGUCGUGGUGCCUCUGAUUGUGGGUCAGGUUUGUCGACGGUUCCUCAGGGAGUUCCUGGAGAGGAAGAAGCCGCCGUUUGGCGCCGUCAGCAGCGCCGUCCUCCUCAUGAUCAUCUACACCACGUUCUGCGAGACGUUCAGUAAUCCCAACAUCGAGCUGGAUCCGACCAGUCUGCUGCUGGUGGUCCUCAUCAUUUUCUGCAUCCAGAUCAGCUUCAUGCUGCUCACGUUCGCCUUUUCUACCACGUCGGGCUCAGGAUUCAGUCCUGCAGACACUGUGGCCGUGAUCUUCUGCGCCACACACAAGUCACUGACUCUGGGUAUCCCCAUGCUGAAGAUCGUGUUCGAGGGCUACGAGCACUUGUCCCUCAUCUCAGUGCCGCUGCUCAUCUACCACCCGUCUCAGAUUCUGCUCGGCUCCGUCCUUGUGCCGACGAUCCGCAGCUGGAUGACGGGUCGACAGAAGUCUAGUCUGUUGUUGAGAUAGGGCCGCAUUCCAACACUGCUGAGCGGUGAAACUGUCGGCCCUUCAGCCGGUCUGACGACGACAUGGUGGAACGUCAGUGUUUUUAUUCGGGGACAGAGCAGAUUUUAAGGUGGAGGGGACACAUUUGUCACACGUGCCUUAAAAAACAAACAAAAAAAACCAAUCAAUCAACGGAGAGACCUCAGCGUGGUGAUGGAGAGUCCAGUUGCCUUGAUUUUUCCUCUUCUCAAAAAUCAACAAAAACUUCUUCUGUCAUCUUCACUUUUAUAUUUAAAAGGAGUUUUAUUUUUCUACGGAGAAUCUAUAAGCAGAGUUACUGGGACCAGUUCUUUUUUUUUUUAAAUGUCCUUUUUACAUUUAUUGAGGUUAUUUUUGUGCGUUAAUUGCUGGUUUUGUCAGUAUUUGUUGACACUGACAGGAUCAGGUAUCACGUGUGCUGUCAGGCGUCAACGUCGGUUUAAGUGAAAGAAUUUUUUAAUGGAACGAAAACGAGACGAGAAUGUGGAUGAAAAGUGCCGUCAGAAACUUUUUUCUCCUCCGUGGCACGGGGUCACAAAGGGCGGGGGGAAAUCCCCAGUAAACGUCCAGAAAUUUUCCAUGGGAUUAAGACCUCUUUUUCGGGAAUUAUUCAGGAAGUCUUCCAAUCUGAAUUUAUUUCUCUAGCACGUUUAAAAACGACCAAGUUGACCAAAGUGUGAUAAUAAAUAAGAGGUCACUUGCUGUUUCGUGGCGAAAUGGCGGCUAAAUUCAAAAUGGCUGACAUCCUGUUCAUGUUCGGGAUCGGUCUCUUGUGUCGUGUAUGAAGUUUCGUGGCGAUCGGUCAAUGUAUGCCGAAGUUAUAGGGGCACUUCCUGUUUUGCAGUGAAUGGUCAAAUUCUCAAAAAAAUGCAGAGGGUUGCCACAAUAGUUACGUGAGUAUUUGCGCGACAUUGGUAAGAAAAAAGAGAAGGAAACAGAAACAGGAAGUCGGACCCCGAGUUACAAAAAUAAAACGUGAAGUCUUGACUGUUAACAGUCAUUUUAGAUUUUUCUCUCUCUCUGAAACGAGGUUUGUGUUUGUCGACAGCAUUCCUGUGACGAGGGGGCGGAGUUAAGUUGACAGGUGAUCCAUGGAGACAGUGAAGUUACAAGAGGAGCCAAAAAACAACCUCCUCUUUCAGAACUUUUCCUGGAGCUGAGCAGGUGUUUUUCUUACGCUAUUUUACUAGCGUAUUGUUUGUGUCCCGAUCAAAUUCACGUGUUUCUAUGUUUUUAUACGAGGUUUGUUGUAUAUGACGUAAACUGCACAUGAGGCUGAAACAUCUACACACACAUGUCAACCUGUAUGCAGAUGAUUCUCUGUUCUACCUUUAAGACACAUUUGUACUGUUAUGUUUGUAAAUCUGUACGCAGACGACGCUCUGCUCUCGCUUAAAAACUGUACGAUUUUAAACAUAAGCACGUCUGUUACAUUCAAACAUUCUCUGCCUGCCGCCACGGAGUCGCCUGUUUUCUCACUUGAUUUUGUCGUUGCUCACUAAGUUUUUCUCUGGGCGUUUGGUUUUCUCCUCCACCUAAGGUGGCCCUGGACGUGCAAACCGUUAUUACACUUUUAAAAAGCUUGAGACAAAUUUUCAGUUUGAAGAUGCGAAACUUAAUUUCACGGAUUCUGUUCCGAUAUAAACAAAAGAGACGCAAACCGAUGACCAGCUGAGUGCACUUUUAACAGUCGUUCAGCCAAGCUUAUGUAGGAAGGGCCACUUCCUUUCAACCCAGCUUUCAAAAUAUGAGCCACUGACUUCGUCUUUUUACUUUUUAACUUUUCCCGCAACGUUCACUGAAUGAGCUCAUUCUGUAAAAUAAUAUACAGGCGGUCUGUUGUCAAGUGUGUCAUUGUACAAAAAAGAAGAAAAGAAUUGAACGCUCACUUUAUCUCUUCCACAGCAGUUGGUACGUUCCUUUUGUGUAAAGGCCUGAGGCUUUUGUACUUUUGUUUCGGGAUUUGUAAAAGUCUUUUACAAAUAACUAGGACUGCACACAGUCACGAUCAAUGUCUCCCUGCAAAUCACCAAAAUGGAAGCCAAGAUUCCAAAAUGGCCAAGUUGAGUCCAUGGUUACAGUCGACUUUUUUGUUCAUCUCGGUCUAUAACAUCUUCCCACCAAGUUUCGGGAAAUUCGGUGGAAUUAAGUUUUGCCUCUGUUUUCACCUGUCGGGGCGCUAUAGAGCCCUUGACUGAGAACUAUGCCAAUUCUUUGAGUUUUUAUUCACGUUAACACGCUCAAAAAUUACGGCAAACCCACAGAUGGUAUUGUACUCUGAAGGAUUGCAAUAGGUGUUCCCACACGGCAGAUUUUACGCGGCAGCGUUAGCUUCCACUCAGUCUUCUAAAGCUCGCCAAAGCUUUACCGGGUGACGUUUGAUGAGGUUAUUGAGUUGGCACACGUGUGGUGUUAAAAUGCUAAAAUCUUCAUUUAUUCUUCUGGUUGUGGGUUUUUGAAAGUCGUCUGAGAGAGAAAAGUGAUUUAUGCGUUAUUUGGAUAAUGAGUCGUGUGAGUCUCAGCCCGUUUGCAUCUCCAGUUUCCGUGACUUUGUUGAUGAAUCUCUUUAAAACAAAGUGCUGCACAUCAGAGAUAAACAAAACACCUAAGAACAAACAAGAAAAGGGAUAAAAACCAAUGUCUCAUACUGGGUCGAAAGCCAGAGAGUAAAAAUGGGUUUUAAGAUGCAUUUUAAAAGUGGACAGUGAAGGGGCGUGGUCUAACAUGCAGUGCAGCGACAGAAAAGUUUAGAUUUAGGUAGCAGCUGAUUAGCUGACCUCAGAGAGCAGGCAGGAAUGUCGGGGUAAGACCAAGGGUUUAAUGUCAAUUUGAAUAUAAAUUUGAAUUUCAAAUGUUGUCACAGACGAAGAAUUGAUGUUUUCCACUUUACUGCCAGUCUCUGUUUACAGUGUCUCUGAUGAGCCGGUAUUAUAUAUUUUUGAGAAAAUGAUGGGGGGGGGCGGGGUUUGUGCUACUUUUCUACGUGUUUAUUUAAAAAAUACUUAUAUGAGUUAAAAAAAAAUAAACCAAAAAGAAAAGAAAAAAA
Molecule: messenger RNA, 4203 nt
Organism: Solea solea (common sole)
Lineage: Eukaryota; Metazoa; Chordata; Actinopteri; Pleuronectiformes; Soleidae
Gene: slc10a7
Product: solute carrier family 10 member 7
Exons: 13
Coding region: 126-1139 (337 amino acids)
Cellular component (GO): plasma membrane
Source: RefSeq, a predicted model, not a curated record